Molecule: messenger RNA, 1438 nt
Organism: Brassicogethes aeneus
Lineage: Eukaryota; Metazoa; Arthropoda; Insecta; Coleoptera; Nitidulidae
Source: the annotation of a GenBank genome assembly
AGGCGCGUCAUUCGCUUACGCCAUCACGUUUCGUUCGUUUGUUUGGCGUGUUUAGCGUUUCUUUUGCGCUUUUAAGCUCAAACUUGUGCUAUUUCUUGUUAAAUAACUCGAUUUAUUUUCGUCAUGAGUGAUAGAGAGGGUAGUCGCUCGCCCAUAGACCGCAAACCAAUGAUAGAAAGAGACCGUUCGCCGCACAGGCGGGAAGAUUCGCCCAGAAACCACAAGGCUAGAAGUUAUUCAAGGAGUCCUAGCCGAAGCAGAAAAAUGUCCUACAGAGAAGGUGAUCGGGAUAGGGAACGAAGAAGGGACAGGGGCGACAGAGAGGACAGGGGGGAUAGAAGAGAUGACAGGUCGCGCAGUAGAUCGCGGCGCUCAGACAGACGUUACAGGUCCUCACGCAGCCCUUUGUCUUCUAGCGACAGACGGCACGGCGGCACGCGAGACAACCCGAAGCCGAGCCGGUGCCUGGGCGUGUUCGGACUGUCGGUCUACACGACCGAGGACGAGCUCUACCACAUCAUGAGCAAGUACGGCCCGGUCGAGCGCGUGCAGGUGGUCAUCGAUGCCAAGACUGGUCGUUCCCGAGGUUUCUCCUUUGUAUAUUUCGAGAGUACGGAAGACGCCAAAGUGGCUAAAGAGCAGUGCACCGGAAUGAAAAUCAACGGCAAAAGUAUCAGGGUGGAUUAUUCCAUUACAGAGAAAGCUCACACACCUACGCCUGGCAUUUACAUGGGCAAACCUACCUAUAAAGUGGAGCGUUAUGAUUCCAGAUCUAGUAGACGUGGCGAUAGAGACGAUUAUUAUGGGGGCGGUAGAGGUUCGAGAUACAGCCACCGCCGCUCGCCGUCGCCGUACUACAGCAGCAGCAGAAGCCGCCGCCGCUACGACAGAACCAGAUCCAGAAGUUACUCGCCACGGUUGAUGAAAACAAGAGAAAUUGGAUGAAUUUGAAGUUUAAAGUUGCUAGAAAUUGUCGAAAAAGUCUUUCCCCUAAAAAUGUCACAAACACACAGAGCGUCAAGUCGAGUCAAAAUAUAAACGGUGAAGCUUUUUGUCAAAAGUCAAUCAAAAGAAAUCACACACGCCACUGCGAAAAAUGAAAACGUCAUCAAGAGAAUUGAGCCUUUUUUAACUCUCUUGAAGAAUGAAAUUUCAUUAUCUCAAUGAGAAGACAUCUUUAAAAACGAAAAAAAAUCAAAUCAACAAUUUCGAAAAAAGCGCCCCACACGAAAUUGUCGCCUUAAAAUUGGGUCUCUUCUCGCAAAAACUUAUUCAAUUUCAUCCAUCCACGAAAAAAGAAUCUUUUCCAGAAAAUUCCAUAGGGUACUAAUCUAACUUUCGUAGAAUAUCGCUCAGAGAACAAGGAGGUUUUUUGGUAAGUAUUUUUAGGUCAACAUUAUCCUUUGGUAAGUUCUUUGUAGUGUAAUGAGUUUUAACU